UCACCCUUUGGCGCUCUUCAGCGCCCUCUUGGCCGCUGCCAACUCCUGCAACACAAACACCCACAUGCCAUUCAUUCACACCAUACCAAAUCGUUCCAGCCAGCCAGCCUCUGUCUGGGCGUGUGCAUGGCUGUCCCACUAUCCCACGUCUUUGAGUUCUUCCUUGGUCUCGCUCUCGUCGAAUGGUGAGGUCUCGAGUUCCUGCUGCUGCUUCUGGAUGGCCUCGACCAGCAUCUCUGCCAGCUCCCGCUCGUUCUUCUUCAUCAUGUUGUUGUAACACGGGCAGCCCUCACGCGGACGCACGUCGAUGAACCGACCACUCGGGUCGCGGAAACAACCUGCCAGUGGCCACACAGAACACAACACACACCACACACCACACACACGGGCGGAUGGUGUACGGUGCAUGGUGUUGUGGGCGGUGUGUGGGGUGGGCGGGGCGCCCCGGUUGGUACCUCACUCACUCCACUCACCUCUGUAGUGUGAGAUUUCGUAGACUUUGGUGUAUCCCUCCUCGUCGCAGUCCUCUGUGUCCUCCCACUCGUCGAUCUCCACGCGGCGCAGCUUCUGCUUCCGCAGCUCGCCGUCGUAGUCAAAAUCCUCGGGCGGCCACUCGGCCAUCACAUACCACCACCUGCACCGCACACACACACACACGCAUAGAUAUGGUGUGCUGUGCGCUGUGUGGGGCGUGUGGUCCGAUGUGGUUGACCGACCUGCACAGCACUUUGGAGACGAGACCCUGUUUGUCGUUUCGUGUUUGGUGGUUGAUGAUGAACACGUCGCUGUCGUCCAGCUUGCGCUUCUUGUUCCCACCGUUCCCGCCGCCACCCUUGGCCGCCGCCGCAGCAGCAGCAGGCUUCUUGUCCUUCUUCUUGUCCUUGUCCUUGUCCUUGUCCUUGCCUGCCGCCGCUGCCGUCUUGCCGCCCGCCUCCUUCUUGGGUUUGGCCUUGGGCUGCUUCUUCGGCUUGGGCGCCUCCAUCUCUUCGUCAUCCUCCUCCUCCUCGUCGCUCUCCUCCUCGUCGCUGUCGUCAUCGCUGCUGUCGUCGCUGCUGCUGUCGUCACUCGAGUCGUCGCUCGAGUCGUCGCUGUCAUCAUCGCUGCCGGACUCAUUAUCUUCCUCCUCGUCGCCCUUCUUGUCCUUCUUGGCAGCAGGCUUCUUGUUGUUCUUGGGAGGACCGCCCCCCUUGGCGCCGGCUGGUGCCUCCUUCUCCUUCAGCCUGUCGUCCUUGCCUGCUGCCGCUGCUGCGGCAGGCUUGGGAGGCUUCUUCUUGACGUCGCUGUCGGCUGUGGAGGCCACGGCCUGGUCGGCGGCGGUGCCGUUCAUGGUGGAAUGGGCAAGUGGUGAUACAGAUCUUUCAAGACACAGCGAGG
Molecule: messenger RNA, 1374 nt
Organism: Vitrella brassicaformis
Lineage: Eukaryota; Vitrellaceae
Source: the annotation of a GenBank genome assembly